This is a messenger RNA of Trichoderma citrinoviride, 1273 nucleotides long. RefSeq names its product glycosyltransferase. Lineage: Eukaryota; Fungi; Ascomycota; Sordariomycetes; Hypocreales; Hypocreaceae. Gene Ontology annotation, cellular component: Golgi membrane. The transcript has a single exon. Gene Ontology annotation, molecular function: glycosyltransferase activity. Bases 1 to 1272 code for a protein of 423 amino acids. Gene Ontology annotation, biological process: GPI anchor biosynthetic process. The record is from RefSeq and is a predicted model, not a curated record.
AUGAGUAAACCGACCUCCUCAUUAUUGCGGCACGCUACCGACCUCCGCGUGGUCAACUUCGUUCUCUUCUUGAUAUGGUUGAUUGCGAUCCGGUAUUGCCAAGUAACUACAUACUACGACCCAUCAUCGUACUUCUUUCGCUCCGAUGCCGCCUACGAACCAUUCUACUCUGCUAUUAGAGAGCAGGAAGCGGACGACUACCUCGACUCACGACACUCACACCACAACCGAUUAACAAAAGGGGCAAGAGCAAACAUUCGACAGGCCGCCCCAUCUUAUUGUAUCGGAAUCCCAACCCUCCAGAGAGAAAGGGCGCAAUUCUUCCCGAGGACAGCGGCAUCCCUCGUCGAUACCUUGACGCCCGAACAGCGAGAACUCAUCCACAUUAUCGUCCUCUUGUCCGAUACCGAUGCGACUGAGAACUCAGCUUUUGGCCAGGACUGGCUCCAUGCCAUUGCCGAUACAGUCAUAGUCCACGAGGACACGCCGGAAGAUCUGGUGUCUGAGAAUGGCUAUCAGACGAUUCCACGACAUUUCGAAGUCGCGGCCAGGGACGAGCGAGUGAGACGCGACUAUGCAGUCCUUUCCGAGACGUGUCGUCUAAACGAGGCAGACUACUUCAUUCUCGUUGAAGACGAUGUCAUAGCCGCGAGGGAUUGGUUCGAGCGACUCCAGGCGGCCACACCCGUGGUGAACGAGCGGGCGGUUGCCAAACGCCAGGACUGGCUUUACAUUCGGCUCUUCUACACGGAGACUUACAUGGGAUGGAACUCUGAAGAAUGGGGAACAUACUCGCGGAAUAUUGCCCUCAUAUACAUGGCCGUGCUGGGCGUGAUGCUCGCAGUCCGCCAUCUUCACCAGAAGACAUCGGCUUCUCUCAAGGAACGUACAUCCAAACACUCGAAACUCUUGAUGGCGAAUAUCCUGAUGAUUUGGGUGCCACUUUUUAUUGCACUCGGAUUCAUGGCUGGCCGGUUGACAGUCAGUCCAUUGCCAACCGGCGUGUUGGAGAUGCCGCGAUACGGCUGUUGCAGCCAGGGCUUGGUGAUACCAAAUCGGCAUCUGACUUUGUUGAAAGAUAGGUUUCUUGAUUCUCCGUUUGACCUGCCCGCCGACUCGACCAUCGAAAAGACGGCGGAUGAUCUUGAUUUGGGCAAGUGGGCGGUUGUGCCUAGCGUUUUGCAACAUAUCGGAGCGAGGGGGUCGUCGGCGAAAGGCGGUGCCAUCAAGUCAACGUGGAAUUUCAGUUUUGAAAGAUUUUACUCAGCUUAAG